GAGAGGAUUGGAGGACUGGCGGCGGGGCGGAGAGCUUCGAAUCUGGUUUUGCGCGGGAAUUGGAACGGCCGCCGCCGCUGCCGACAGGAGGCUGCGAGCUGCAGGUUUCCAGCCUUGGAGGGGACCAUGGUGCGGCCUGCGAGGCACAAGAAGCCAGUGAAUUACUGCCAGUUUGAGGACUCUGACAGUGAUGAUGAUUUUGUUCCUGCAACCGCACCGUUAAAUAAAAAAUCCAGAAGUACACAAAAGGAGUUAAAACUAGAAAAACCAGAACCUAAACUGAAGAAUCUCCAGGAAAAAGACAUCCCACUACAAGAGAAAACCCCUAAAAAAAGAAUGCCUUUAGAUGAUAAGCUCUACCAGAGAGACCUAGAAGUCGCACUGGCUUUAUCAGUGAAGGAACUUCCAGCCGUCACCAUUGAUGUGGAGGAGUCUCAAGAUAAAAACAUUGACAAACAUGGCAGUAGUGAAACAGAAGCAAUGAGUAAGUCUCCUCAUAUCUCCAAUUGCAGUGUAGCCAGUGAUUAUUUAGAUUUGGAUAAGAUCACUGAGGAGGAUGAUUCCCAGGGUCCUCAGCGGAGAAGAAAAGCGGCAUCCCAAGCCGUGGUCCAGCAGAGGAAGAUUCUUUUGGAAAACAGCGACGGCGACGGUGCCGAUGACUCCGAACCAGACUUUGCAACUGGUGAGGAUUCUGAGGACGAUUCUGAUUUUAGUGAGAGUGAAGAUGAUGAAAGUUUCACUGUGAGAAAAAGUAAAGUUAAAGAAAUUAAAAAGAAAGAAGCGAAAGGGAAAUCUCCAGUUGAAAAGAAAGAGAAGAAAUCCAAACGGCAUGAUGUGGUGACUUCAGUAGAUUCUGCUCCUGCUGCUGUCAAGUCAGAAUCUUGGCCCUCACCGAAAAAGGUUUCUCCUUCUUCAGAGGCCACUAGGAAGCCGUUACAAAUACGAAGUCCUCCAGCUGAAAGCAAGAGACCUAAGUGGGUCCCACCAGUCUACACCUACAUCCAAAGCCGGUUCUACCGAUCCCCAGAGGUGAUCCUGGGCCAUCCCUACAACAUAGCCAUUGAUAUGUGGAGCCUGGGCUGCAUCAUGGCCGAGCUGUACACGGGCUACCCCCUGUUCCCUGGGGAGAACGAGGUGGAGCAGCUAGCCUGCAUCAUGGAGGUGCUGGGCUUGCCACCGACCCACUUCAUCCAGACGGCCUCCAGGAGACAGACGUUCUUUGAUUCCAAAGGUUUUCCUAAAAAUAUAACCAAAAAGGGGAAAAAAAGAUACCCGGAUUCCAAGGAUCUCACCAUGGUGCUGAAAACCUAUGACACCGGUUUCCUGGACUUCCUGAGAAAGUGUUUGGUCUGGGAGCCUUCUCUUCGCGUGACCCCUGACCAGGCCCUCAGGCAUGCUUGGAUUCAUGAGCCGCGGAACCUCAAAGCACAGCCCAGGCUUCAGACCUUGAGGAAAGCCAGUCUCUGUUUCCCUUCUGAGGCCAGGAAGGGCAAGGUUCAAGGGCAACAUCACUUGGGCAAACAAGAGGUGAUCCUUCAAAUAGAGACUAAAGACAAAAUCAACGAAGGCGCCACUAAACAGGGUCAGAACUCAGGUAGUCAGCAGGGCUCUGUCCAGCACACAGCUGAAGUCCAGCUGCCUCAUCUAGCAGAAGCUUCCGGAAAGCCCGAGGCAGUUGUUGGGCCAGCGAAGUCCAAGGCCUCCACAGGACAACAAAACAAAAACUGCUCCCCCGAGAACACAAACAUUUUACCACCUAUUGUGUGA
Messenger RNA from Aethalodelphis obliquidens (Pacific white-sided dolphin), 1767 nucleotides. Its product is annotated as RAD51-associated protein 1-like. The record is from RefSeq and is a predicted model, not a curated record. NCBI's taxonomy places the organism in Eukaryota, Metazoa, Chordata, Mammalia, Artiodactyla, Delphinidae. Gene Ontology annotation, molecular function: protein kinase activity; ATP binding; single-stranded DNA binding. Gene Ontology annotation, biological process: interstrand cross-link repair; double-strand break repair via homologous recombination; protein phosphorylation.